This is a messenger RNA of Coniophora puteana RWD-64-598 SS2, 879 nucleotides long. Its product is annotated as DUF298-domain-containing protein. Gene Ontology annotation, molecular function: ubiquitin conjugating enzyme binding; cullin family protein binding; ubiquitin-like protein binding. Gene Ontology annotation, cellular component: ubiquitin ligase complex. NCBI's taxonomy places the organism in Eukaryota, Fungi, Basidiomycota, Agaricomycetes, Boletales, Coniophoraceae. The coding region runs from base 209 to 772 and encodes 187 amino acids. The record is from RefSeq and is a predicted model, not a curated record. Gene Ontology annotation, biological process: positive regulation of ubiquitin-protein transferase activity; protein neddylation. The transcript has 8 exons.
GCCCGACGCGCGUAAAGUGUCCAAGUCUCAGUCCUUGGACGAAAAGUACUCCCCCAAUCGCGCUCAGGAGCUCUUCGCGUCCUACACCGAUGAAGACGACCCUUCCGUCGUAGGCCCCGAAGGGUUCGAGCGCCUGUGCACAGAUGCUGGCAUUUCGCUUGAAGGCGCUCAACCCCUUAUAUUGGCCUGGCAGCUCAAGGCCAGCGAGAUGGGCAAGAUCAAGCAGGACGAGUGGACAGAGGGAACGAGUGCACUGCAAAUCUCUUCCUUGCCCGUUCUAGGCCAUGCGUUACGAGAUCUCGAGAAUCUUCUCGUGCGUGACGCAGAGCCAAUAAAGACGGCUUCGAAUGCCGCUCCGUCCAAGAAGCGCACGAGUGCAACUGCCGGUGCGGCACAGAAGGACCCAUACAAUCGUUCGCGCUAUUUUGGCUACGCUGAGGACAAGAACGCUGCCUUCUCCGAGCUGUACCAAUUCUGCUUCGUCUUGGCGAAGCCUCCACAAUCACGAAACAUAGAAAUGGAGACCGCAAUCGCCUUCUGGUCCGUCCUACUAGCGCCUAGCUUCAGUAUAGUCUCGGAAAUGAUAGAAUUCCUGAACGCCAAAUCCUCUUACAAAGCGGCCAACAAAGAUCUUUGGAGUAUGAUGCUCGAGUUCUGCCGCACCGUCGACCCUUCGCUAGACAACUAUGAAGCGGACGGGGCCUGGCCCACAGUGCUCGAUGACUUCGUGGCGUGGAAAAAGGCGGGAGGCUCACAGGCCCAGGCCUCAUGAUUCCCUAGAGAAUGUCGCCCGGCGCUCUCUUUCGUCCAUUAGAUGCACACGAUACGACACACAUACUGUAUAAUACAACCCUGCCGCAUAAUCAGAUUGUAGUCCAC